AUGUCAUUUGAAUUAAUGUCUACCAACAACUUCCUAAUCCUAUCUCUGGCUGCCGUCGUCACCGUUUUGGCAGGAUCCUAUGUCUUUCUCCAGCCUGCUAAGGAGAGGAAGGUGCUCAAGAAGGAUGAGUACCAGAAGUUCCCUCUGAUCGAAAAGAUUUUGAUCUCUCACAACACAGCGCUUUUCCGUUUUGGACUUCCAAAGCCAACGGAUGUCUUGGGACUUCCAAUUGGCCAACACAUCUCCAUAUCUGAGGUUAUCAAUGGCAAGGAGAUCGUCAGAUCAUACACACCCACUUCGACUGAUGAGGCCAAAGGCCACUUUGACCUGCUGAUCAAGUGGUACGACCUCGGAAACAUCUCGAAGUUCAUCAACGAGCUCAAGCUUGGUGAAACCAUCAAUGUGAGAGGACCAAAAGGUUUCUUCACUUACACACCCAACAUGUGCCGUGAGUUCGGUAUGGUGGCCGGAGGUACCGGUAUCACCCCAAUGUACCAGAUCAUCUCUGCGAUUGCCAGAAACCCAGAAGACAACACCAAGGUCCAAUUGAUCUACGGCAACCAGACUGAGGAAGAUAUUUUGUUGAAGGAUGAACUGGAUGCCAUCUCAAAGCAGAACCCCAACAUCAAGAUUCAUUACAUCCUCGACAGGCCAACUGCCUCGUGGACCGGUGGAUCUGGCUACGUGACCCCGGAGAUGAUGAGCGAACAUCUUCCAAAGGCUUCUGACGAUGUUCAGCUUCUUUUGUGUGGUCCUCCAAGAAUGACUGCCACUGUCAAAAGCAAUGCUGUUGACCUUGGCUAUAAGAAGGCCAAGCCAGUUUCCAAGUUGGGUGACCAGAUUUUUGUGUUCUAG
Kuraishia capsulata CBS 1993 is the source of this 855-nucleotide messenger RNA. RefSeq lists its product as uncharacterized. Bases 1 to 855 code for a protein of 284 amino acids. Gene Ontology annotation, molecular function: oxidoreductase activity. The record is from RefSeq and is a predicted model, not a curated record. Lineage: Eukaryota; Fungi; Ascomycota; Pichiomycetes; Pichiales; Pichiaceae. Gene Ontology annotation, cellular component: endoplasmic reticulum; plasma membrane. The transcript has a single exon.